Messenger RNA from Symbiodinium sp. CCMP2456, 1482 nucleotides. The record is from the annotation of a GenBank genome assembly. NCBI's taxonomy places the organism in Eukaryota, Dinophyceae, Suessiales, Symbiodiniaceae.
AUGGACGAGGCAGCUCAGCAAAGCUCCGGCAAAGACCCGAGUCCCGAGGCGGCGCGGCGAACUGUGGUAAAUGACCUUGGUGCCGCCGUGGAAGUGCACUCGGAAGGCAGCUGGAAGGUCCUCUACCCCGAAGCUGCCUGCCAGGUGGCCACGGACUUCCAAAUCCGCUUGCGUGAAGACCCGACCAUCAUCGGGACGACUGCAAGUUGCGUGAGCCACGACCUCGAGGUGAGGGCCUCAGAAAUUGACGACUUCUCCACGAGGUGCAAGCAAUGGCUGGAGGAUGAGCAAGAUGCAAUUCGAAACGAAGAGGAGGAGGCAUGGCGCAGGGCGAGUCUACGGCAACAACAAGUGAGAGCAGACCAACGCCAGGCGUUUGUGUUUUGGGCAGUGAUCCUCGGACACUGGGCAGCCUUCGCGGUUCUGCUAAACACAGAGGAUCCGACACAAAGCCUCCUGGCUUACAACGAACCCGAAUAUCGAAGUGUUGGGGAGGCGUUCCAGGUUGCUGCAGUUGCACUUGGCAGUUUCCUGCUGUCUUUCUGCAUCUCAUGUACGGACCGUCUUGUCCCAGCAUGGCGGGUAGAGCUAUCUGCUGCCUUUGGUUGUGCAACAUUCAUAUUCGAUUCUGGAUGUAGUGCCGCUUUUAUUCUUUUUCAAGAAGACCUGCUGGCGGUCUGCGCAACUGGAGUCACGGUUGGAUGGAUCGCGCGUCAUCUACAAACCCGGUACUCGGCAGCCUUCUUUGGAAUCAUCUUUUGCAUCUACAUAGUGUCAAGAUCGAUACUUCGUCCAACAUUCGCAUUCCGACCUUUCUGGGAUGUGUUCCGGGAUUCUGCAAUUGCCCUUGGCAUCUCAGUGCUAGUCUUCUUCAUCUCGUGGAGCGAGCGCGGCAGCACCCGCACAGGAGUAAUGGUAGUGUAUUUUCUGUCAUUCCUUGUGUUCUUGGUGAUCAGUGUGGCCUACUUGGCGGGCGUGGCAGUUCCGCUGUCUUUUGGUUUCAGCGCUUUCACCGGCAUCUUCACGCGCUUCCUACUUUUCCCCGGAGCCAUCCGUGAAGGGUUGGAAGAAGAGACGAAGCGCAAUGCCCUCAGCAAGACCAUCACGUUCGAGGGCACCGUGAGUCGAGCCAUGCCAUGUAAUUUUUGCGUGAUCUCAGGUCUCGGUAGAAAACAGUCUCGUUUGAAUGAGGCCUGGCAAAGCCUGCGUGGUUUCCUGGCCUGGCAAGUAUGUCACUGCCUGGGAUCACCUGGUCGCCAGCGCCCGGGCUGGCCAGACAAGCGCGGCAGUGGUUUUCUUGCCUCCGGGCACCAAGAGCUACGGGAAGCACAGCCCUAUUCCACAGGAAGGGAUAGGCCGCUGCUGGUGUCAGCCUCGGUAUGGAGAGAGGAAGCCAUGGGGUUGCCGCUGGUGGGCCUUGUGGAUACAGAACGUGGAAACCGCCGUGAAGCACCGUGCGGAACUCCAGGUGUACUUUUUUGA